AUGUUCAGGCGGAGGAGCAGCCGCCGGAGCCCUUGCAGCCUCAAUGUGGCCGCUCCUUCCCCUUCUGAUCGUGGCUCCCUUUCCAAUGCUACGUCAACCAUAGUCCGCCUCCGUCUGAGCGCAUGGACGCCAUGGUUCGGAGCCAACGGCGCAAGGACAAGGGUGAGGCUCGGCGUGGAGCCCUGCGAGCCCGACCUGGCGACGGUGGCCGAGGCGGCAAGGUGGCCAGCUCAUCUUGCCGCAUUUGAGGACGACGAGACGGCUCUCGCGGCGGCUACAUCGGGCUGGCACGCCGCCGAGUGGGAGGCUCUCGACUGUUGUGGUAACACGAUCGGCCAUAUCGCGGCAAUGCGCGGAUCAUUGCGGUGCUUGAGCCUCACACUGCGAGAAAUGGCGGAAAGCAGUGCCAACCUCUCGGCCCAAAACACUGCUGGCUGGAGCAUGCUGGAGGAAAGUAUUGAUCGGUUAGAGUACAAAGCCGCGCGCGCAAUCUUCGACGCCGUCGGUGCGGCGGAGAAGGCGAGCGGUGACGGCCAGCGGCGACCGCGGCGUGACCUAAAAGAGAGGGCGCUGGAGGCGCUGGCCGAUAUGCCAGACGUCAGCCUCAAGGUGCAGUGGAAGGUCUCGUCGCCGUUGUUUGGGCUUGUGCUCCGGCAACACUUCCCCUCAGACACCUACAUGGUUGCUAACGCCGCCUCCAAGCCGGACCCGCGCGUGGCGCUCGUAAGCCAUGACCAGAAGACCUUCAAGUGGCUGGGGCGCAUCCUCAAACAGGUUGAGGACGCCGAGUUUGAGCGGCUGGUGCUCCGCGGCGUUCGCGGUACGCAGAGCGCAACACGCCCCGACGCGCCGCGCUUCAGGCCGCUGCUCGACUGGCGCGGCGCGCCAAAGAGCGAACGCGUCUCGGGCGUUAGGACGGUGGUACACGAGGCGCAGACCCGACUGCGGACGGCGCACACCACCAAGCGAAAUGUGGCCGGGCCGCACGCCUACGCCCUCUCCGGCUCCUUCUUGGGCUACGUGGCGGCGCGUGGGCGCGACUUCAGCGAUGGGGUGCGGUCUGAGCUGAUGCAGGUGCCGAUGACGUACGAUGACUUGAUGAAGAGCGUCGGCAUGCGGCAGCGAGGUGAUGCGGAGCAAGAGGGAUCGACGCUGCGUGCGAGGGUGUGGCUGGCGCACGACUCGCCGCUCAACGUCGAGCACUUGCACGAACCGCAGCUCAUCCUCAACCUGCUCGCGCUCAUCAAUCAGCACGCUUCCGACGCUGCGCACGCCCUUGGACGCUGGCCGGAGCGCGAUGCUUUCCCAAUGAAGGAGCGCAUCGCCCCAAGAGUGAACGUGCCACUGCCGCUCUCUCUCUACGCGCAGCUCGUGGUGGCCGAUGUCAAGCCGGCCGGCGGCGCUGCGAUGCCAGCCAGCCACUUUGCUGUGCCCGACGAGUACGAGGAGAUGGACUCGGCGCAGGAUGUGCAGAGGCUGCUGCGGCCAGGUCAUGCGGGGGGCCGCUGA
This is a messenger RNA of Emiliania huxleyi CCMP1516, 1509 nucleotides long. RefSeq lists its product as hypothetical. Bases 1 to 1509 code for a protein of 502 amino acids. NCBI's taxonomy places the organism in Eukaryota, Haptophyta, Isochrysidales, Noelaerhabdaceae. Gene Ontology annotation, cellular component: cytoplasm. The record is from RefSeq and is a predicted model, not a curated record. The transcript has 9 exons.